Messenger RNA from Colletotrichum chrysophilum, 1401 nucleotides. RefSeq lists its product as uncharacterized. The coding region runs from base 1 to 1401 and encodes 466 amino acids. Gene Ontology annotation, biological process: regulation of DNA-templated transcription. The transcript has 2 exons. Gene Ontology annotation, molecular function: DNA-binding transcription factor activity, RNA polymerase II-specific; zinc ion binding. The record is from RefSeq and is a predicted model, not a curated record. NCBI's taxonomy places the organism in Eukaryota, Fungi, Ascomycota, Sordariomycetes, Glomerellales, Glomerellaceae.
AUGCCCCAAAGUAGCAGUAGUCAGUCCAAGUCCGCGGACGGUGUCGUCAAGCAUCGAUCGCGAAAGCUUGCUUGCACCAAGGAGCCAGAUGGCUGCUCGCGGUGUAAGAGAGAGGGUCUGAGAUGUGUCUACUCGCCGCAGAAGCAGAUGGGGCGGCCGAGGAAGCGUAGACACGUCGAAGAGUCACCGGAAGCACAACCUUCUUCCAUCAAGCCUCAAGACCAAGCACAGCAGUCGCAAGCGCCGCUCAUCACACAACCGACGCUAGACACCGACUUCUCCGCGUUCUUAACCCAAGACUUCAACGUUAACUACCUCGACCUGCUAUCCCCCCUGGACGGCCCGCCGUCGACGCUGCCGCCCGAGCUGGCGAGCCUCAACACCAUGGCUUACACCGAGCCACGGUACCCGGCUGGAGACUUCCAGUUUGGGGUUGGGGGUGUUGACCUGUUAGGUGGCAUCAACUUUGACGAAAGUGACUCUGCUGACGAGGGACUGCCUCAAGAUAUUAAUAAAAGCUUCACUGACCUCCUGUCGGCGCAAGUGCCCGACAAGGUCUCCAGCGUCUCCCCUGCCGCCUCGUCAUCAGACGCAUCCAACACCGUUGCCAACGACACGCCCGAAUCAUCCACCUCUGCCCAAACACACGACACUCAUCAUGACCCUGAUGCUACUACUGUCAAGGCGUACGACAACACCACAUGUUCCUGUCUCUCCCAGAUAUUCCUGUCCCUCGACGCUCUGUCGAGGCUCUCGAACGACGUCAAGAUUGCCAUGGCAAUGGCCCGCCAAGCCGCCCGAACAGCCCACGACGUGAUCAACUGCCCGGCAUGCAGCGGCAUCGACAUCACGAAGCCACCGCCCAUGCAGUCCUUCCAGAACAUGAUGAUGCUGGGCACCAUCCUGCCCGCGACGGCCAACGCCUACGCCAAGAUCCUCGAGCUCGUCGACGCCGAGACGGCCCGGGCCAAGAAGGAGAGCCGCAUGAUCACCUUCCGGUUCGCAGAGUACGGCGGCCUCUGGGGGGAGAUGAACAAGAGAGACAAGGGCUGCGGCGUCAUCGAGACGUUUGAUAACCGCGAGAUGGAUCCCGACAGCUGGAGGCUCACGGUGCGGGGGCUGCUGAAGGUCGACAUUUACGGCUACGACUUCGAGACGACGAACGGCACGGGGUAUCACCACCUGGGUCUCAAGGAUGUCAUCAAGGAGAUGGAGGACAGAUCGAACCACCGGCAUGACGCACUAGACGCGCACGUCGCGGCGGGAAACCCGCACCCGAUGCUGCAUACGCAACACAACCUGAUGGUGCCGGAGGGCAAGGAUGACAGCCCAGAAAAUCGGAACUGCUUGAAGAUUAUAGAGAUGGCGAGGGUUGCUUUGGAUAAGCUGGUUAUUGCAUGA